This is a messenger RNA of Gossypium raimondii (Peruvian cotton), 1000 nucleotides long. RefSeq lists its product as hypothetical. The transcript has 3 exons. The coding region runs from base 128 to 742 and encodes 204 amino acids. Gene Ontology annotation, molecular function: electron transfer activity. Lineage: Eukaryota; Viridiplantae; Streptophyta; Magnoliopsida; Malvales; Malvaceae. The record is from RefSeq and is a predicted model, not a curated record.
AUUUAAGGCUUGAAAGAAAAUUUUGCACAACUGUGUUAGAUUUUAGUAUAGGUAGGUAAUUAUGUAAUGAUUUUGAACAAAGAAUUAAUGGAAUGUCGGAAAUGUGAAAAGAGGAGGAACAAGCGUCAUGGUGGAUGGGAGUCGACUUGGGGUAAACUUGAGUUCCUUGAAGCACCUUCCCUAUCACAUUUUCCAUUUCCUGCCUAUGUUGAAAAAAGGGUCAAUUGAAUUCGGUUCCACAAGACUCGUCAUAAUGAUGGUGGCUUCCCUAUGGGGAAUGAGCAUUGCCAACAAGGAUUGGGGCUCUGGUUAUAACCACACCAACUGGGGCUGGGGCUGGGGCUGGGGACCCUACCAUCCCCCUAAUCAGACACAAGGCCCCAACAAGAUCAAUGUGGGCGGAUCAGAAAACUGGCACUUCGGCUUCAACUACACUGAAUGGGCAUUCCAAAAUGGUCCUUUCUACUUCAACGAUACACUAGUGUUCAAAUAUGAUCCACCAAGCAACAACACGUUUCCACACAGCGUUUACUUGCUGCCAAACCUGUGGAGUUUCCUGACUUGUGACUUAAGAAGAGCAAAGAUGAUUGCUAGUCCCACACAAGGAGGCGGCGACGGCUUCCACUUUGUGCUCAAUCGAUGGAGGCCCUAUUACUUUGCUUGCGGUGAACGUAACGGUUUUCAUUGCAAGGUUGGUCGUAUGAGGUUUGUGGUAGUGCCACUUUUCCGUUGGAACCAUUGAUCCAUUGAGACGAUAGCAGGGAAGACAGACGGUACUGCUUUAUAUAUAUAUGCUGAAGUCUUUAGACUUUAGUGAACGAUUUGGCUUGAAAUCGUCGUUUGUUAGUUUUGGCUUUAUACUCAGUUUUGACUCAAAUAUCUCCGAGGCUUAUACAUAAUUCGGACUAUGGUGAUAACCAGAAUUUACAGAACACAUGUUCAAUUAUAGUCAAGAAGUUAUUAAUUAUCAUCAAUAGACACUUUAUAAAUUUAGAUCUAA